Debaryomyces fabryi is the source of this 1089-nucleotide messenger RNA. Its product is annotated as NADHX dehydratase. Gene Ontology annotation, biological process: metabolite repair. The record is from RefSeq and is a predicted model, not a curated record. Lineage: Eukaryota; Fungi; Ascomycota; Pichiomycetes; Serinales; Debaryomycetaceae. The coding region runs from base 1 to 1089 and encodes 362 amino acids. Gene Ontology annotation, molecular function: ATP-dependent NAD(P)H-hydrate dehydratase activity. The transcript has a single exon.
AUGUUGAAAAAUAAGACUCAGAAAGAAUUGCUACAAUUAUGCCGGACAAUUAUCCAGCCUUUGGCACCCAAUUUCCACAAGGGACAAUCUGGUAAGAUAGCAGUUAUUGGGGGCAGUGAAGAUUAUACUGGAGCACCCUUCUUCGCUAGUCACUCGUCUGCAUUGCUAGGAGCGGACUUAAGUCAUGUUAUUUGCGAGAAGAUGGCAUCGCCGGUGUUGAAGCUGUACUCGCCAGAUUUGAUGGUGCACCCGUAUUUGUACGAGCUCCAGAGCCCGGAGAUGAAGGAACAUUUGUCGAAGAGUGAGGUGGAGGAAUUGCUCAAGUUGACGGUGGAGGAUGUGGUGGUGAAGGACCAACGCCAAUUAGAUGGGAUUAUUGAGGACAUAAUAUUGCCGAAGAUCGUGCGGUUGUUGGAAAGAAUUGAUAUAGUUGUGAUUGGGCCGGGGUUCGGCAGAGAUCCGUUGAUGUUGAAGACACUUGUAAAGAUCAUAGAGCAACUCAAGGUGAUGAACAAGCCCAUGAUCUUGGAUGCCGAUGCGUUGUAUUUGCUAUCGAUCAACCCACUACUUGUGAAAAAUUACACCAAGGCAAUCAUAACCCCCAAUGUGGUAGAAUUUGACAGGCUUGCCAAAAAGUUGAACAUCAAGUUUUCCAUUGGCGAGACUGACGUUUCCAACCUUAUUGAGUCUGCGACCCAGUUGUCGCAAAAACUAGGAAAUGUCACUGUUAUCCAAAAAAACUUCAAGGAAAUAAUGGUUUGCGACGACCAAUAUCUCAUCAAUGAACUUAAGGGAUCAAAUAGACGAGUUGGGGGUCAAGGUGACACUCUAACUGGAGCCAUUGCUACGUUUGUGAACUGGUCUAACAACUACAAUAACGGUUUAUGGGAUGCGACAACUAAAAAAGAAAAGUUAUCGCCUGAAGACCUGAAUUUGUUAGCCUGCUUUGCAGCCUCAUCUACAGUGAGACUUGCAGCUUCCAAAGCCUUUGCUAAAUACGGCAGAUCAAUGCAAACGUCCAACCUUCAUGAGUUUCUUGGCGAGGCCUACGAUGAAUUAUUCGAAAAUGACAAUUAUAUAAAGCUUUAA